This is a messenger RNA of Acanthaster planci (crown-of-thorns starfish), 2228 nucleotides long. RefSeq lists its product as uncharacterized. Lineage: Eukaryota; Metazoa; Echinodermata; Asteroidea; Valvatida; Acanthasteridae. The record is from RefSeq and is a predicted model, not a curated record.
CUUAUGUACAUGUAUUUACAGUGUUUGUACAUGUACAAUGCAUGUACCGUAUACCUGUACAUGUACACAAAUACUUGUGUAAUCUUCGCAUGAACUUUGCUCGCUGUAAUUACUGUAAGUAGUAUGGUAUAGUGUAAACAUUCGAUCUGAAAAUACAUGUUUGGUAUAUGGAGAACUUCCAUUCAACCAAAGGUGACUCGGCAUCAUAUUUAUUGAGCUCGAUCAACACAUCACUCAUACAUGUACAUGUAGUUGUGCAUCAUUUGUAAUUUGUUGUGUGGUAGUAAAUUUACAUGAUGUACAUGUACAUGUAAUGUAACUAUCGAUAUUGCACCUGUGAUUUGAAUUCUUUCAGCUUAGUGGACUGUUACAGCAAAAUCAGGGAGCUAGAUGUAAUCCCAUUCUGGCUCUGUACAUGUACGCUCUGUAUGGUCUGUACACAAAAGCAAGAGGUUAAUUGACCAGUGUGCAGAGUCCAUGUACAUGGACUGUUUAUGCAUGCAUUUUGGUUUAAUAAGCCUAUGUUGUUGGUGUAGCAGGACAAAGACGGUAUCAAAGGAGCGAAAGGUACAUGUACAGGUAUGCACAGUGAAUGAUUUCACGCACUGUUUUUUACAGCAAAUGCACAGUUGUAUGUUCAUCAUGCUCAUGCAACUUUGCCCACUUGGGGCAUACUCUAUAUGUACUGGUCUUGUGCAAAAAGGACAUUUGCUGACCAGGGGUAAGGGUCAUUUGUAGCAAAGGGAAGAGGAACAGUUAAGGAAAGUAAUGUAGGCCUACUAUGUACCGGGUACAGUUAAUAAGAGGUUCAACUUGGCUAAUUACAUGUAUGUGUACCUUGUUUUAAACACAUGCAACAGGAACCUUGUAUUAUCAGGAAUGAAAUGAAUGAAUAGAGAAUUGGGACUUAAAAAUUUCGUUGUUACAAGAAAAAUCUUUUAUUAACAGUUCUCUUAUUAAUGAGCAAGGCUCGAUGAUGAGAAUUAUAGGAAUGUGUACACAAUAAAUGUGAAUUGCAGAGCUGUUAAAAAUGUACAUGUUGACCCAGCCAGUUGGUACAAAAUGUACGUGUACAUGUAUAUGUUCAUGUAUGUAUGCAGAUACAUGGACUAGCUGUACAUGUAUUUCUUAUUUCAGAAUCCCUGGUUCUAAUCUGCCAUGGCACUGUGUACACACUUCACUAAUGGAAUGACAGUGAUGGCCAAAAGUAGCUCUGUCCUGCUGUUGAUUAUCCAGUCUGCCUUUUUAGAUGUCAUCAUCCUGAAGCUCGAUGAGUCGGUGCCAGAGCAGAGUUUGUACAUGUGGCCAGUUGUGGACAGCAUAGUGGCAUUGUCGUGGAUAUCUGCCAUGGUCGUGUCGUACUUGUACUUCUCCAGGCCCCCAGAACUGGAGGUCCGAGGCUGGAAGCAAGUGUUGAGAGUUGUUAUGCGAGAGCUGUCAUUUGCUUACAUCUACUGGCUGGUGUACUCAGCGGUUCUCGUGGCCAAGAUCCAGAGGCUGUUUGAAUUCAGGAGGGAGCUCAUCGCCCCGCAUCCAACGAGAACCCUGCAUCCAUCCAGCACCCCCCAUCCACCAUGCCCCAUCUGCUCGGCGACUACCUUCAAGAUUGUUUUGUCCCUGGCUGGGAUCAUGUUUCCCCUCCUAGCCUACAGCCGGGACGAGGUGGGCCACACUGAGAAGUACAAGUCCCUGCUGAGGCACCUGGGCACGUCGGCCAGCCUUGACAUCCUGGACUCGGUCAUGGUCCUGGACAUUCUCUUCACCGUCUAUGACAAUCACUCGCUUGAACCUGCCAUGGAGAAUGCCAUCAACACCUUCUCCUCCCUGUGCCUCUUGCUUCCCAUCGUACCGCUUCUUGCACUCCGCAUUGCCUCUAGUGUCAUUGAGUCCAGAAACAGCAAGCUCUUUGACUUGGCCCUGGUAACCAACUCCAUCCUGUACCUUGUCUUAGUGAACCUGCCGCUACUCUGCAUCCGACUUGUAUUGUGGGCACGGCGGGACAUAGAUAUCUCAACAUUCCUCAUCAAGAAUCUGAUGGGCAUCAUCAAGGGAGUCAUAGACAUUUACCAGGAGAUUAAGAUGAUCAGGGCAUGGACCAGUGACCAAGGUGCGGUCAAUACCACCCCCAGAGACAAUCCUGUAACAGAGAUGCCACUUGGGGAUAAAAGGUUAUUGAUAAACGAUGAUGUGGACUACCAGUUCAUCUGAACAAAGAAUCGAUAUCUCAU